AUGGUGCUCCACGUCGCGGCGGCGACGCCCGUCACGACCAAGAAGCGCAAGCUCCACGAGCAGCACUCGCCGCUCGACCGCAUCAAGCCGUCGCAGGACCCACGCCUCGCGCACAUCAAGUCCAAGCGCACCAAGCAGCUGCAGUCGCUCCUCCACCACGUGUACGACUUGGAGACCGAGGUCGCGCGCCUCAAGCGCGGCCACCUCGCGAUGCUGCCGUGGGAAGACGUCGUCAUCGCGCUCAAGGAUGAUACGCUCGAGCAGGUCCGCGAGAACCGGUCGCUCAAGCGUCAAGUCGACGCAUAUGCGCACCUCUCGACCGUCCUCCAGAGCUGGAUUCAAAGUCUGCACCCGCCGACGCGGCUGCCGAGCCAGAUUGAAGAGACGUGGCGCCAUGGGCAGCUCAUGGCGGGCGACGCCGCUUGCCGCCGCAUCGGGUCCUCGUGGAUCCUACAGCAGGUGUACCACAACACGAUGCGCGCGAUGGCCCACAUUGCCUACCCGCACACGCUCACGAGCUCCAUGGACGUGCACGUGCGCUGGGACGAGUCGCAGCACUUUUGCAUGACGGCGACCGCGCAAGACGUGUUCGAGUACCCGCUCGAGGUUGUGACAAACGCACUCGAGCGCACGGAGCGGUCGUUCGUCAAGGCGUACCGCCGCCAAGGCGCGAUUGAAGACCUUUUCGUGCCAUCGGAUGCGUCGGACGUGCAGCUCGUGCAGGAAGACUCGAGCUCGCAGCACCACAAGACGCGCUACAACGUCGUGCGCGGCCAGUUUUGCGAGCCAAAUCGAACGGUCGUCGCGCUCCGGACGGUGCUAAAGGACGAGCUCUUCCCGCUCGAGCGCAACACGUGGGUGCUCAACACCAAGCAGUGGUGGGUCGCAGACCGCAUCGGCCCGACGACCACGCGCUGCCGCACGUUUUACACGAUCGACCACCCGUUCACCGAAGGCGGCGGGUACGUCUCGCUCCGCGAGCUCGCCGCCUGUUACAACAUUCAGAGCGACGAUACCAAGGUCAUUGCCGCCGGCGUGCGAGCGCGGUACGAGCAGUCGCAUGUCAACCAGCGCGUCUUCUUCAAACGACGCUUUGAAGAAAUACUGGCAUUAAUCGCACCGACAAACGAGCAUCACUCGGGUGCCUCCCCGCUCGGCUAGCCACUGUAGUAGUAACGUGCCCUAUGCAUAUUUUAGACCAACG
Messenger RNA from Saprolegnia parasitica CBS 223.65, 1204 nucleotides. RefSeq lists its product as hypothetical. The transcript has 2 exons. NCBI's taxonomy places the organism in Eukaryota, Oomycota, Saprolegniomycetes, Saprolegniales, Saprolegniaceae. The record is from RefSeq and is a predicted model, not a curated record. Bases 1 to 1161 code for a protein of 386 amino acids.